Brassica oleracea var. oleracea is the source of this 1005-nucleotide messenger RNA. Its product is annotated as 14-3-3-like protein GF14 iota. The record is from RefSeq and is a predicted model, not a curated record. The transcript has 7 exons. Gene Ontology annotation, biological process: signal transduction. Bases 35 to 838 code for a protein of 267 amino acids. Gene Ontology annotation, cellular component: cytoplasm. NCBI's taxonomy places the organism in Eukaryota, Viridiplantae, Streptophyta, Magnoliopsida, Brassicales, Brassicaceae.
ACCAACAGAACUCAAGAUCUCAGUUUCCGACAACAUGUCGUCAGGAUCCGACAAAGACCGAGAGACAUUCGUCUACUUGGCUAAGCUCUCCGAACAGGCCGAGCGAUACGACGAGAUGGUGGAGACAAUGAAGAAAGUGGCGAAGGUGGACAGCGAGCUGACGGUUGAGGAGAGGAAUCUGUUGUCGGUUGGUUACAAGAACGUGAUCGGAGCAAGACGUGCCUCGUGGAGGAUAAUGUCAUCCAUCGAGCAGAAGGAAGAGUCCAAGGGCAACGAAUCAAACGUGAAACAAAUCAAGGGUUAUCGCCAAAAGGUAGAAGACGAGCUUGCUGACAUCUGUAAAGAUAUUCUCACUAUCAUUGAUCAGCAUCUCAUCCCUCACGCUACUUCAGGAGAAGCUACCGUUUUCUAUUACAAGAUGAAAGGUGAUUAUUACCGUUACUUUGCUGAGUUUAAGACUGAACAAGAGAGGAAGGAAGCUUCUGAACAGUCGCUCAAAGGCUAUGAGGCUGCAACACAAGCUGCAAGCACUGACCUUCCUUCGACCCAUCCGAUUCGUCUUGGACUUGCUCUUAACUUCUCUGUUUUCUACUAUGAGAUCAUGAACUCUCCUGAAAGAGCUUGCCAUUUGGCGAAGCAAGCCUUUGACGAGGCGAUUGCAGAGUUGGAUACUCUAAGUGAGGAGUCGUACAAGGACAGCACUUUGAUCAUGCAGCUCCUGAGAGACAACCUUACCCUCUGGACUUCUGAUCUUCCAGAAGAUGGAGGAGAAGACAACAUUAAGACCGAUGAAGCCAAGCAAGAACCGGCUAAGCCUGCAGAAGCCACUGAGAACUGAUCAAAGGCUCUGGAAGUUGAAUGAGUUUAGAUUUGAUGCCCAGAAGGGGGAGGACAAUUCCUUUGAAUUCCAUAGCUUGGUUUUAUCAAGAAGAUGUGAUCAGAAACAAUUGAAUUCAAUCCUAUAUUCAUUUUCUUUUAUUACCUUUUUGUUAUUUAUUUUGUUGU